AUGGAUAUACAUCACUUGAGCUUGCAUGCCCGCACAGAUGGGGCGGAUACUUUCCUCGAGCUGAUUGCUAAUCCAUUUCGUUCUGCAUUUACAGUUACUGCUAUUUGGGCCUCGCUAGGUACCUCGAUCGGCGUCACCGUCCUCCUCGCCCUCCUCUUUUCCCUUGUUCGACCCCGUCACUCGCUUGUCUAUGCGCCCAAAGUCAAGCAUGCAGACCUCAAACACACUCCGCCCCCGGUGGGCAAGGGCUUCUUCGCCUGGGUUAAACCGGUUAUCAAUACACGGGAACCGCAGUUGAUCGAGACAGUCGGCCUGGAUGCCGCAAUCUUCCUUCGCUUUACAAAAAUGUGCCGAAAUAUCUUCAUCUUCCUUAGCAUAAUCGGCUGCCUCGUCAUGAUACCGGUUAAUAUCACACAGAGCAAGAAUACUACCGACUCAUCGGCAUCCUCCGCCUUCAACAUGAUGACACCCCUCAACAUCACCAAUCCCACGGCUAUUUGGAGUCAGGUCGUAUGCGCCUGGGCUUUUGAUCUUAUUGUUGUUUUCUUUUUAUGGAGGAAUUAUCGCGUUGUACGGAAUCUGCGGAGGCAAUAUUUCCAAAGCUCCGAAUACCAGCGCAGUCUGCAUGCUAGAACUUUGAUGAUCACCGACAUCCCUCCCAAUAGCCGUACCGACGAAGGUAUUCUUCGGCUGACCGACCAGGUCAAUCCGACCGCGGCCCUCCCACGAGCUGCGAUUGGCCGUAACGUCAGGGACUUGCCCCGAAUUAUCAAAGAACACGAAGAGGUUGUCCGACAACUCGAGUCCGUUUUGGCCAACGGCAGAGUAGACGCGAUCGAUUAUCUAUCCGUCCGAAUUCGCGUCUUGGAAGAGGAAAUCAAGCACGGACGGGCGUCGAUUGAUCGCCGGAACGCGAUGCCCUACGGCUUUGCCAGUUGGGACAACAUCGAGCAUGCUCAUGCUGUGGCGUGGAACUCUCGCCGCAAGCACCCCGAGGGCACCACCAUUGAUCUUGCGCCGCGGCCCAGCGAUAUCAUCUGGGAAAAUCUACCACUUACAAAAUCAGCACGCAAAUGGAAACGACUGGUCAAUUUUGUCUGGGUGACAUGCCUGACCGUUGUGUGGAUUGUUCCUAACGGACUGAUUGCCAUUUUCUUGUCCAACUUGUCAAAUUUGGGAUUGGUGUGGCCGGCGUUCCAGACCUCGCUCUCAGCGAACCCAAAUGUCUGGGCUGCUGUCCAGGGUAUUGCGUCGCCUGCACUAACCUCGCUCGUUUAUCUGGCGCUUCCGAUCAUCUUCCGUCGACUUUCUAUCCAAGGUGGCAGCAAGACUAAAACAUCUCGAGAGCGUCAUGUGCUGGGACAUCUGUAUGCGUUUUUCGUUUUCAACAAUCUGAUCGUAUUUUCACUCUUCUCGGCUGCUUGGUACUUUGUGUCGUUCGUGAUUGACAAAACCAACAACCACGAAGACGCUUGGCAAGCCAUCUUGGAAAGCCGGAUGUAUGCCAAGUUGGUUAGCGCGUUGUGCACCGUAUCACCGUUUUGGGUGACGUAUCUUUUGCAGCGUAAUCUCGGCGCCGCUAUUGAUCUUGUGCAGCUCGUUACCAUGGUUUGGGUUUGGUUCGCAAAGACCUUUCUCUCGCCGACACCCCGACAGGCGAUUGAGUGGACCGCACCGCCACCAUUCGACUACGCCAGUUACUACAACUACUUCCUCUUCUAUGCCACCGUGGCUCUUUGUUUCGCUACCUUGCAGCCGAUUGUACUACCGGUGACGGCAUUGUACUUUGGUGUGGACGCCAUGUUGAAGAAGUAUCUGCUGAUGUACGUGUUUAUAACCAAGAAUGAGUCUGGUGGUGCAUUUUGGCGAGUUUUAUUCAAUCGCCUGAUCUUCGCUACUAUUCUUGCCAAUGUGAUCAUCGCCCUUGUUGCCAAGGCGAGCGGCACGUGGACCAUGGUGUUCUGCGUGGUUCCCCUACCGUUCAUGAUGCUUGGGUUCAAGGUCUAUUGCAUGAAGACGUUUGACUCCGAUUGCGAGUUUUACAAUCGCGCAAACUUAAGUGACGCCGAAGCCCUGGGCGUGAACAAAUCCGACAAGAAGGCCUCGGACCGUCUGAACUCCAAGUUCGGACACCCUGCCCUGUACAAACCACUUUUGACACCUAUGGUGCACGCCAAGGCAGCCGAGGCACUAAAGGACAUCUACCAGGGUCGUCUGGACCAGGGAGACACGGGCGGCGAGUACUCUGACAUCGCAAUGAACCCGAUGCUCGCAUCCCAGCCCGGCAAGUCCGCCGAGCAUUCGCCAUUCGAGGUCGUCCCAGAGAACCAGCUAGACUUCUCGUAUUACAAGGAUCGAGCAGAUUUCCGCGACGAGUUCGGAGGUGGCAUCUACGGCCGACCCGAGGACCUGAUGACAGAGCGCUCGCACACACCCCGCAGUACUCUGAGAGGCGAGUGGUCCCCCGGCUCAUCCCGUGCCUCAUCACCCGCGCCCUCUCUGCCACCAAUGCCGCUAAAUAUGCACAAUGGCUACGAGCCCCCCGAUCCGACAGGACUGAUCCACCCGGCCUUCCGUGUGCCGCUAUCGCGCGGCGACAGUGGCAACUCGGUAGACGAGGCCGAAUCCAGACUCCUCAAUCAUGCACAGACUCCCGGGCAGGUGGAUAUCACGAAUCCUCUCGAUCGCUGGCGCACUGGUGGCUAUGGACCUGUCGGCCAGGACGACGAGCCCGCGUAUGCCCCCUACGACGCUUACCGCCCACAUUGA
Molecule: messenger RNA, 2769 nt
Organism: Penicillium robsamsonii
Lineage: Eukaryota; Fungi; Ascomycota; Eurotiomycetes; Eurotiales; Aspergillaceae
Product: putative DUF221 domain protein
Exons: 3
Coding region: 1-2769 (922 amino acids)
Cellular component (GO): plasma membrane
Molecular function (GO): calcium-activated cation channel activity
Source: RefSeq, a predicted model, not a curated record